Sander lucioperca (pikeperch) is the source of this 5169-nucleotide messenger RNA. RefSeq names its product RNA polymerase II associated protein 1 (gene rpap1). The coding region runs from base 209 to 4462 and encodes 1417 amino acids. NCBI's taxonomy places the organism in Eukaryota, Metazoa, Chordata, Actinopteri, Perciformes, Percidae. Gene Ontology annotation, biological process: transcription by RNA polymerase II. The record is from RefSeq and is a predicted model, not a curated record. Gene Ontology annotation, cellular component: nucleus. The transcript has 27 exons.
AAAAUAUUCGCCUCAACUCAGAUAUAUAGUGCAUGCCCCCAAAGCCUAUUAUUUAGGAGAAAGAGAGGGAUGUAGGGGGAGGGAAAGUCGCUACGCGUUCCUUUCUAUUUAUUGUGGCUGAGCUUUUAUCUUGAAGGUUGAGUUUGGUGUCACAUUAAAAUUCUUCCGUGUGGUGUAGCGAGUUGCGUAUCACGGACCCAGCAGAGGGAUGUUGCGGCGUCCCAAGCCAACUGACUCAGAGGCAGACCUCCUAAGAGAGCAGGAGAAGUUUCUGACCUCUGGUGCCCCGUCUGCUGCCAAUGUGGUCCGCCGACCUGACAAGAGGAGAGGCGAGGCUGGCGGAGAAGAAGGAAGACAGAAGGAUGUUGUCACCAUAGAAGAUCUUCCAGACCAACUACCGUCUCUGACGCCAGCCCCUCCCAAGAAGUCUCGCUUUAAAGCUAGUCGUGUCACUUUCGAGGAUGAGGAUGCUGGGGAGAUACUGGACCGACAUGACACUCACGUCAGUGCUGUUCUCUCCAGGAUCGUUGAGAGAGAUACCAGCUCUACUCCGAUAUCUCUUCCAGCACUUACUGGCAUGGCUUUCCCCAAAGUAUUGCACCGCUCUGAAACCAGCAGUCAGGUGCCACUGUCUUCCGCGGGUGGAAAGAAGAGUAUCUUUGCACGUCAGAUUGCAGCUCAGAGACUUAAGGAGGGAAAGACACCUUCACAUUGUGCACCUAAAGCUGCCCAGACACCUGAACACAGAGAGCAGAACCUGCGUCCUGAGAACAGCAUGGAUACAGAUCAGUGUGGUGCUGCAGUUGAUCAGCUAACUGUAGGCUCAGGUCCCAGUCUGCUGUCUGGCCAGGGGCUUGGGGGCCCAGAUAGCUCAGGAGAGACCAUGAGGAUCCACAGGGAGAACCAGGUUAAGCUCCAGGCCAUGUCUCAGUCUGAGAUUCUGCAAGAGCAGAGGAAACUCUUAUCUCAGCUCGAUCCUAGACUGGUGGACUUUGUUAGAUCUCGCAAAGCCCAGAGAGUCCCAUCCUCUGCCUCCGUAUCCAAACAACCCCAGGGCAAAAGCAGCAAGGACAAUUUUCCUCUUGAAAAUGUGAGCAGAGAGUCAGACUCCUCUGCUGCUGCUGUGUUGUUUCAGAAACCCCAGGAAGUAGAAAUGGAAGGAGAGGAGGAACUGCCACCACAACCACCAGCUGCUGUGACAGAGGAGGAUCUGCUGCUGAAGCCUCAGAAGGAAUGGGUCCACAUGGAUAAGCUGGAGCCAGAGAAGCUGGAGUGGAUGAGAGACUUGCCUUCACCCAGAAGGAAAGGAACCAAGAAGGCCAUGCAGGCUCGGUUUGACUUUGCGGGGAGCUUGAUUCCACCCACUGAGGAUCUGCCCACCCAUUUAGGCCUGCACCAUCAUGGAGAAGAGCCUGAGCGGGCAGGUUACUCCCUGCAGGAACUCUUCCUGCUGUCUCGGAGUCAGCUCAUCCAGCAGAGAAGUCUGGCCCUCAGCACUCUGGCCAACAUCCUCUCAAAGGCACGUUCCGGAGAGUACCUGUCAGUUCUGCAAGGCAGCGUGGUGUCUACUCUGCUCGACGCCGGCCUGCUCUUCCUGCUCCGCUUUGCGUUGGAUGACGGUGUGGAGGGAGUGAUUACUGCAGCUGUACAUGCACUUAAAGCACUACUUGUUUGUCCAGAGGAUGAAGAGUGUUUGGACUGCACCUUCUCCUGGUUUCGCGGCCUAGCCUCCUUCCCUCUGCUGCCAUCUGCUCAGGAAGAGGAAGAAGAGGAGGAGGAAGGGCUGCCCGAAUGUAUGAAGGAGACGGCUAAGGAGAAGGAAGAGAGGAAGAGCGAUCAUGAUGUGGCCAGGCAGGAUGUUGUCAAGGGUCUGUUAAAGAUGAAACUGCUCCCCAGGCUGCGUUACAUCCUUGAGGUGGUCCGACCUUCUCCUCGAGUAGUCCAGAACGUCCUGCAGAUUCUGACUCGUAUUGCUAGGCACUCCUCCUCAUCUGCCACACAGGUGCUUGACUGUCCUCGCUUGAUGGAGAUGUUGGUGUCAGAGUUCCUUCCCAUUUCCUGGACAGCACCAUCUUCUCCCCUUCCUCAGUCUGUUUAUGGACUCCCACUGGCCAGUGCCAUGAAGCUGUUGAGAGUUUUGGCUACCUCUGGCAGACAUGCCUGUGCCAGACUGUUUAACUCUCUUGGAGUGAGGGAGCGUCUGCCUUGUCUGCUGAGUGCUGAGCCCAGUGAGCUGCUGCUGGAACCGGCCGAGGCCCUCAGGAUCACCACUGAGGCCUACAGGCUGUGGGCUGUGGCAGCUGGCUAUGGACAGGCCUGCAAAUUAUUCAUAGACCUGUAUCCAGGCUUAGCGAAGGCUCUACAGUCAGUUCACAGAGUCCUGGUCCCCUCAGAUCCUCUGUUGCAUCUGCAGCUCCAGCGGGUCCUGGCUCUACUUUCUCUGCUCACACAGGUCACACACACUGCUGGUUGCCACCAGGAGUUACAGGCCGGCAUGGUCAGCUCUCAGGGAGAAGAGUGCCCUCCUCCCCCUCCAGUGUCAUGGGGUCAUGUCUCAGGGUUGCAGGCAUCCUUGUUGGGACAUUUGAAGGGCUUUGUAAAGAGCCUUGAUCAUCCAGUUCAGAAAGACAGCAGCGUGGCUGUGAUACCAGCUUACCUGGCCUACCUAGAAGCUUACUACCAUCAGCUCUCCAGACAGAACUGUUUUAAACCAGUAGAGACCCUUCAAGAACUGGAGCAGCUGACCUCUGAGGUUGUCCUCCCGCUGCUGUCCCACCAUGUUGUUCAAGGCCUGAUAAAGAACCUGAAGCCUUCCUCAGUGGUCUGUAAUGUCCAGUCCAGUCAUCAGGGCCCAGAGACUUCUCCCAGCCUCCCUGGUUUGGCCUGCCCAGGAUGGAGGGACCGCCCGGGGCUGGUUGUUCCCAGCUCCCCCUUCCCUCUUCUCACAGGCCUGGGGCUCCUCCUGGAAACGAUCACAGGCAUCCACAAAGGCCUCAGCUGCAAGUUCACUGGUCUCCUACUGUCAGAACCUGUGAUUGGUUACUUGCGAAGUUGCAGUCAGGCUACACCCACCCUGUCUCACACCAGAGCCUGGCUUCUCCGUCAUGAACACCACCUCCUCUACCUGCUGCUCCGGCUGGCACACAGACUGGUUCCAAUUGAGCCCGACGUAGCCAAGCAUGCCUCACUGUACCACCAGGUGGCGCUGGUUCUGCUGCCAUGGUUAUUACCAGGCAGCGAAUACCUGGGACAUGAACUGUUGUCCACCAUCAUCUUCAGCAAGGACUUUAUAUCAGAGGGCCACAGCGGGGGACCUGAGGCCGUAGAGCUGGGAGAGCUGAAACUCCAAGAGGAAACACAACACCGCACCUCUCCCUCUCUGCACACUGUCGGAGCUCUGCUGAGAGAAGCCUGCGUCCAGUUGCCAUCCAUACGAGGCUGCUUCCUCACUCAACUGGCCCAUCUGGAGCCAUCCGUACUGACGUCCCGAGACGCUCUCCUUGGCCGCAACCCCUGGAUCAGCUCCCAUCUCCUCCCAGAGCUCACAGGUCCCACCGUUCCAUCUGAUUGGCCUUUUCUCCCACUCGUCAGCCUGUAUGAGCGGACUGGCGUGUCCGAUGGUGGAGGGUUAGCGGUGGAAGAACUCCCACAGGGGGCGCUGCAGGCAGUGACCCACUGUCUGCAGUGGCUGCUGCUGCUGGAGGUCUGGAGGGAGGAAGCACUAAAGGUGAUCCUUCCUGUCGCCAAGCUCGCCCGCCUGUCCUGUGUGUUCCUGUGUUCCAGUGACUUGUUCCUGGAGAGGCCUGUUCAGAAACUGACCUGGGGUCUGUUCAGACUGCUGACCAGGCAAUCCAGGCUGGACUCUUUGGACCUGAACGUGCCUCCUCCGGGUCUGGCCUCCUUCCAGGACUUGUACUUUGCUCUUUUGACCCAGUACGAAGCUGUGUCCUUUGGAGACCGGCUCUUUGGCUGCUGGGUCCUCUUACCCCUGCAGAGGAGGUACAGCGCCAGCAUGAGGCUUGCUGUGUUUGGAGAGCAUGUGGGUAUGUUGAGGUCACUGGGAGUCACUCUGGAACAGCUCUCCAUUCCUAUCGAGCGGUUCACUUGCCCCCCUGAAGACUCCCUCCCUCUCCUUCGUCUCUACUUCCGCUCUUUGGUAACGGGGACCCUGAAACCCCGCUGGUGCCCUCUCUUAUAUGUGGUUACUUUGUCUCACGUCAACUCCUUCAUCUUCUCUCAGGACGCUGCAGCACAGGAGGUUGAAGCAGCUCGACACAGUAUGCUGAGGAAAAUCUACUACCUGACUGAUGAGGUGUUGAGGAACCACUUGCUGCUCUUCCGUCUGCCACAAAAGCACUCAGAGUUUGGCUUCGAUACGUACAAACAGUUGCCUCCCAUUAGGGAGAAACGUUUGGAGAGCGUCCUGAGACGGCAGGACAGCAGUGAUGACAAAGGAGACUGAAGGCAGCAGGGAAUGGAAAAAUUAAAAGUAGAAAGCCAAAAACGGAAGAUCCAGAGGAGGGGACAGUAUGGAGCAAAUGGAAGGAGAGACUAGAACACGAGAAGAAGAUGCUGAGAAAGAAAAGAGACAAAGUAAGACAUUAAUUUCAACUACUAAAGGUUUCACAUUAAGAUUGGCCUUGGAACCAGAGCCAACGUGGUCACAAGAACAUUUUCUGUUGCCUCUUUCCUUAAAGGAACCCUAACCUGAGGUAGAUUUGGCCAGCCCUCAAUGAAGUACCAAUUGCAAAUAAUUUAUCACUUAUUUGAACCAGCUUCGAGCAUAAUACAGGUAUAUUUUUCAUUAUAAGACUAUAUUUUACCGACAGUCAGUGGAAAUAGUCGGUUUAAUGUAAGUUUUGGUUUUCUGAGGUUACUUGAACCUGUCUGAACUGAAACACAACUAAUCAGAUCAACCCAAAGGAUAAAUACAAAUGCUAAAAAUGAAAUGUAGAUGCAGCGGGACACAGGUCCCAUUAACCUUUUCUAGAAGCAAACAGUCUUUCCACACCAGUACUGUGCUAGUUGGUGUGUGUCUGAUGGGCUUGAAAAAGAGACCACGUAAUUUUUUUGGCAUCUCGGAGUAAAGACAAAUGUACUACUUUACAAGUGCCUGGAAUUGUCUUUUUUCUGUGAAUAAAACACGAUUUCAAGUUUGUGUAACUUUAA